AUGGCGGAAAAUGAGGAUUUGUGCCAUGGUGGCGUCAAUCAAUUAGGUGGUGUAUUUGUGAAUGGUCGUCCAUUGCCAGAUGUUGUUCGUCAGCGGAUUGUCGAGUUAGCUCACAAUGGCGUCCGUCCAUGUGAUAUAUCGCGACAAUUGCGCGUUAGUCACGGCUGUGUUUCCAAAAUUUUAUCACGAUAUUAUGAAACGGGGAGCUUUAAGGCUGGUGUAAUCGGUGGUAGUAAGCCAAAAGUUGCAACUCCACCAGUUGUCGAUGCGAUUGCAAACUACAAACGUGAAAAUCCAACAAUGUUUGCAUGGGAGAUUAGAGAUCGACUGCUGGCUGAAGGUAUCUGCUCACAAGACAAUGUGCCGAGCGUUUCUUCUAUUAAUCGGUGA
Messenger RNA from Clunio marinus, 390 nucleotides. NCBI's taxonomy places the organism in Eukaryota, Metazoa, Arthropoda, Insecta, Diptera, Chironomidae. The record is from the annotation of a GenBank genome assembly.